CUCAACGAAGCAUCCUGACGGCAUGCGAUUGUGACUACCUUACUUGCUUCUAGUGAUCUGUCGUUACUGAUACUAUACUCCAGUCUGGGUUAUAGGCUGUUUCAUUGCUCUGUGGCGAUACCUUGAGCUGCGUACAGGGAGUCGAAUAGCAGAUUCUGCGGGCUGUUGCUAUAGCUUUAUCAAUCAGCUACUGUUGAUCCUCGAUGGCAUGUGUCUGUAUUUCUUGAUGAUUCUGGUAGGAUAAUUCCAGCAGACCAUCAGUUGACGUGCUUGGGCUUCCAGUUAUAUUCUUAUCGGUCACCCCAGUCCGGCCUUGCUUUUGAAGAUACCAUCAUCUCAUAACCAACAAUAUCUCUCAUAUAACCAUAUAUUCUGUUUCAAUUAAUUUGAAUCCCGCUUGUUGGUCAUGGCGUCCACGCAGAACCUGGAAUCCUCUGCGCCUUCUUCGAAUAUCAAUUCUCCCAUCCUACCUCCCGGAAGUGCUCCCUUCUUCAACAGUACAGCUCUGGAUUCCAAUGCAAGGCUGUCUCCAGCACCUCCAAGCAAUGCAUCUGUUCAGGGCGAAGGAACGAGGUCUAAGCGGAACAAACGCGACAGUCGCAAAAAGCGGGAAGCCAAAGGCCUCGAUCCGGAUGGUCCGCCAACGAAGAAAAGAUCUGUGCCUGCGCCUAGCUCUGCCAUCCCAAGCUCGGAACUGUCUAUACUCAGACCCCUGCUACUUGCCGAACCGAGAGCAUCCGACUUUUUGCCCCCUCAGCCUCGCCAGAUGAACAUUGCCACGCAGAAACACUCGGAGGUCCUAAACCAGACCUGGGAUUUCCAAGAAGUUGCAGACAAACUCACGAAUAAGAAUGGGUUUCGUUAUAGCUAUGCAAUAGCCGACCAGGCGUUCCCUCAUAUCAAAUAUCGACAGACCGAUGUGCCGCCUUACUGCGCCCGCUUUAGCUUUGAAGACUCUCCAGCCGCUAUAACCUUCGCCAACAACGCUUUAGCUGUCAGUACCCCCGGUCCCUGGCACACUGCACGAGCAAACGUCUGUGCUCGGGAAGGCUCCUUCUACUAUGAAGCACGAGUCAUAAGUGGCAUUGUGAAUGAUCCUCGGGCACCCUCCUCCAACCGUGGAACAGGCGCCUCGCCACGCGGCCAUGUCCGCAUAGGGUUUGCUCGGCGUGAGGCCGACCUUGAUGUGAAUGUCGGGGUUGAUUGUUAUGGAUAUGGUAUUCGCGAUGUCAAUGGAGAAGUGGUUAACCGGAUGCGUUGCGAAUACUUUUUCCCAAAAGGCGAAUCGGUUUUUGAAGGCGAUGUAAUCGGGAUGCUUAUCACCCUUCCGCCUCUUUCCCUUCAUAAAAAGAUUGUUGAGGGGACAUACGAUCCAACAGCGGAAGGAGAUGCCUCGAAUUCCCGCUCAGAGCCACCAUCUUGUGCAAAUAUCAUCCGGGAUCGUAUCCCCUUCCACUACAAAUCGGACUUUUGCUGGCAGCAGUCCAAUGUGUAUUCGGCCAAACACCUCCGCGACUAUGCUUUUAACCUCAAAGAGACUCCUACCUUUGGACCCCCGUCGCCGCUAAAUAGCGAGGAUGCGUCCCUACGCACAUUACCUGGCUCAAGUAUCACGAUCUUCAAGAAUGGCGUCAAGAUGGGUACCCCGUUCAAGGAGUUGUAUGCAUUCCUGCCACCAGCUAGCCGGCUGGCCAACGGCACUAAUAACAUGGGAAUCGGCGAGCGCGAAAAUGCCGAUGAUGGGAUGAUUGGUUACUACCCAGCUGUUAGUUGCUAUGGUGGCGGCGCUGUGGAGUGUCGAUUCGAAAGCCCCUGGUGGUUCGGGCCCCCCGUUACGGAUGAUGACGAGACAAUCCGGCCAAUGGGGGACAGAUUCAACGACCAGAUCGUCGAAGAUGUCGUCGCAGACAUUGUGGAUGAAGUUGAAGCAAUGUUUAUAUGGAGUGGUGUUGACGGCGAUGUCGUCGGCGGUGGCGUCAAUGCUGGCGGCGCAGUGAUGGACGGCUCCGGCUCCGGAGCUGUUGGAGGCUCGGAAGGUUUGAAAGGCGCUGUUGGCGCAGCUUACGACACGGCCAUAACUGCUGCAGCUUCGGGGGCUGGGUUUGAAUCUGGGCCCCCGAGUGGUGUCGACGAGACGAUGAAUGGAUCUAUCCCAGUGCGACCGGGACAUGUCACUUUUGAGGACGCAGUGAGCGUUGCAGCGACGAACUCACCGAAUCACGAGGCCCCAUCUGUGACUGGACCUGAUGAGUCGCCAAAAGAUGAAGAUGUUGAAAUGACCUAGGUGGGACAUCCAAUACAGCUAUCCUGGACUAUUUAAUCGAUGGAAAAGAGGUCGAUAAAGAUCGGAAUGAUCUAAGAAGAACUUGGAGCUGGUUCAGGGCGUGGAUCAUGGGGUUCAAG
Messenger RNA from Penicilliopsis zonata CBS 506.65, 2403 nucleotides. RefSeq lists its product as hypothetical. The transcript is spliced from 2 exons. Gene Ontology annotation, molecular function: protein binding; transcription cis-regulatory region binding. Lineage: Eukaryota; Fungi; Ascomycota; Eurotiomycetes; Eurotiales; Aspergillaceae. Gene Ontology annotation, cellular component: Set1C/COMPASS complex. The coding region runs from base 407 to 2284 and encodes 625 amino acids. The record is from RefSeq and is a predicted model, not a curated record.